AUGCCUGAACCUGAGCCUGAGCCUGUGCCUAAGCUUAAGGCUAUGCCUAAACCUGAGCCUGAGCCUGAGCUUAUGCCUAAGCUUCAGGCUAUGCCUAAACUCGGGCCUGAGCCUGAGCCAAUGCCUAAGCUUAAGGUUAAGGCUAUGCCCAAACCUGGGCCUGAGCCUGAGUCUAUACCUAAGCCUAAGGCUAUGCCUAAACCUGAGCCUGAGCCUAUGCCUAAGCUUAAGGCUAAGCCUAAACCUGAGCCUGAGCCUGAGCCUAUGCCUGAGCUUAGGGCUAUCCCUAAACCUGGGCCUGAGCAUGAGCCUAGGCGUAAUCCUGAGUCUAUGCCUAAGCUUAAGGCUAUGCCUAAACCUGGGCAUGAGCUCGAGCCUAGGCUUAAACCUGAGCCUAUGCCAGAGUUUAAGGCUAUGCCUAAACCCGGGCCUGAGCCUGAGCCUAAGCCUAAGCUUAAGGCUAUGCCUAAACCUGGGCCUGAGCUUGAGCCCAUGCUUAAGCCUGAGCCUAUGCCUAAACCAGAGCCUAUGCCUGAGCUUGAGCCUAUGCCCAAGCUUAAGGCUAUGCCUAAACCAUGGGCCUGA
Molecule: messenger RNA, 585 nt
Organism: Haemonchus placei
Lineage: Eukaryota; Metazoa; Nematoda; Chromadorea; Rhabditida; Trichostrongylidae
Source: the annotation of a GenBank genome assembly